Messenger RNA from Knipowitschia caucasica, 5214 nucleotides. The record is from the annotation of a GenBank genome assembly. Lineage: Eukaryota; Metazoa; Chordata; Actinopteri; Gobiiformes; Gobiidae.
AUGGCGGCCAGCUUCCGCGGCCGUCCGAUCCGGAGUCUUCGGAUGCGAGGUCGGAAUGACAGCGGGGAAGAAAACGUACCGCUGGAUCUGACCAGAGAACCAUCUGAAAACUUUCGCGAGAUUGUACAAAAUGUGGCCAAACCACAUGGAGUUAGUAAUAUGCGUAAACUGGGCCACCUGAACAACUUCAUAAAGCUGCUAUGCAGUGUUGGCCACCAAGAGGAAAAGUUUGGAUUUACAUAUGAAGAAAUCAUUGUUUGUUUACGCCUUGCCCUGCUAAAUGAGGCUAAAGAGGUCCGAGCUGCAGGACUGCGGGCCCUACGGUACCUAAUUAAAGACACCAACGUCUUGCAUAAGGUCCUUAGACUACAGGUGGACUACUUAAUAUCCAGAUGCAUUGACAUUCAGCAGAGCAAUGAAGGAGAAAGGACUCAGGCUUUGAGACUUGUUCGUAAGAUCAUCACCGUCAAUGCAAUGCUAUUUCCCACCUCCAUUGCCAACUCUCUUAUCGCUGUGGGCACUGAUGGCCUACAAGAACGAGACCGCAUGGUUCGUGCAGCCAUUGCCAUUGUGUGUGAACUAGCUCUGAAAAACCCAGAAGUGGUGGCCAAACGAGGUGGUCUGAGCACCAUCUUGAAGAACGUUAUUGACUGUCAACUAAGCCGCAUCAAUGAAGCUCUGAUCACCACCAUCCUUCAUCUGCUCAACCACCCGCACACUCGGCCCUUUGUGAGGGUGGAUGUUGAGUUUGAGCAAAUCCUUGCACCGUUCACUGAUUUUCACUACCGCCAUAACGCUGACACCGCUGAGGGACAGCUCAAGGAGGAUAGAGAGUCACGUUUUUUGUCAAGUCGGAUGGCAAUUGUAGCUUCCUUUCGCUCGUGGUCUGGGAUCAUCAACUUAUGCAAGGCUGGAAAUUCUGGUAUCCAAUCAUUAAUUGGCUUACUCUGCAUACCAAAUAUGGAAGUUCGAAAAGGGCUGCUGGAGGUGUUAUAUGAGAUCUUUAGGCUCCCGGUUCCCAUUGUAACGCAAGACUUCACAGAAGGUCUUUUAAGUGUUGACCCAUCCAGGUUCCAGGACAUAUGGAGACUCUCCGAUGGCUUUGUAGCUGCAGAGGCUAAAGUCAUUCUGCCACAUCGAGCACGUUCCAGGCCUGAUCUUAUGGACAACUAUUUGGCUUUUGUUCUGUCAGCUUUCAUCACAAAUGGCCUAUUAGAGGGUAUUGUUGAAGUUGUGACCAGCAGCGAUGACCAGUUAUCUGUGAGGGCAACGAUACUAUUGGGAGAACUUCUGCACAUGGCGAAUACCAUCCUUCCCCAUUCUCACAGUCACCACUUGCACUGCCUGCCCACACUCAUUAACUUGGCUGCCUCGUUCGACAUCUCCCAAGAGAAGCGACUUCAAGCAAGUGCUGCCGUCAAUAACUUAAAGCGUUUCCACGAAAAGAAGAAGAAAGGCCUGAAACCCUACAGUCUGUAUUUGGACCACAUCAUCCGUAAAUCCGUGUCCUCUAAUAACCGCAGAGACACCCAUUCACGAGCUCAACGAGACAUUUAUGUUAUCAAGGACACGGAAGAAGCACUUAUGUUGAAUUUGAGAGACAGUCACAUUCUCAACCACAAGCAGAAUCUGGAGUGGAACUGGCUGCUCAUAGCCACAAUUCUUAAGUGGCCACACGUGAACCUCAGGAACAAUAAAGACGAACAAAUGCACAGGUUCGUGCGAAGGCUGCUGUUUUUCUACAAACCCAGUAGUAAGUUGUAUGCAGGCCUGGCGCUGGAUCACCUGAAGGCCAGGCAACUCACAGUGGUCGGCUGUCAGUUUAUCGAGUUCCUCAUGGACUCUGAUGAGGAAGGGCUGGGUUACCUGGAGGACCUGGUCAGGGACAUGGUGCUGUGGCUUUCCUCGUCUUCCGGCCUGAAGCCUGAGCGCUCGCUUCAGAGUAACGGGCUGCUCACCACACUCAGUCAGCACUACUUCCUGUUCCUCGGGACGCUGUCGGCUCAUCCACACGGUGUCAAACUGCUGGAGAAGUGUGGCCUGUUUCAGUGCCUGCUGAAUAUGUGUUCGGUAAAGAACCAGGAUGCUGUGUUAAAACUUGCUGUGACCACUCUGGACUACAGUAGAGACGGUCUCGCCAGAGUGAUCCUGUCCAAGAUUCUCACUGCUGCUACGGAUACAUGCCGGCUGUAUGCCACCAAACACCUGCGGGUGCUACUGAGGGCAGGUGUGGACUUCUUCAGCAGCUGGGGCAUGGAGCUGCUGGUCACUCAGCUCCAUGAUCACAGUAAAGGUGUCUCUAUGGAGGCGCUGGACAUCCUGGACGAAGCCUGCGAGGACAAGGCUAAUCUCCAUGCUCUCAUUCAGCUAAAACCAGCACUGUCACAUUUAGGAGACAAAGGCCUCCUGUUGCUCCUCAGGUUCCUUUCCAUACCUAAAGGAUUCUCUUAUCUCAAUGAGAGGGGCUAUGUCAGCAAACAGCUAGAUAAAUGGCAAAAGGAAUACAACCUUAAGUAUGUGGAUUUGAUAGAAGAGCAACUAAAUGAAGCACUAACGACUUACCGCAAACCUGUUGAUGGCGACAACUAUGUCAGACGCAGCAACCAAAGGUUACAAAGACCAAAUGUUUUUCUACCUGUGCACUUGUACGGCCAGCUUGUCCAUGAUAAGACAGGCUGUCACCUUUUGGAGGCUCAGAGCAUAGUUCCUGACCUCAGCUACACAGUCCGCUCCCCGAUGCUGGACACCUGGGAAGGAAUUAAGCAGCUGAAGGCAGCGCUAUGGGCUCUGGGCAACAUUGGCUCAUCAAAUUGGGGCCUAAAUCUUCUGCAGGAGGAGAAUGUCAUUCCGGAUAUUCUUGCUUUGGCUCAACACUGUGAAGUAUUGUCUGUGAGAGGCACCUGCAUCUAUGUAUUGGGUGUCAUUUCUAAGACCAGGCAGGGCUGUGAGGUGCUCAAACAGUUUGGCUGGGAUUCAGUGAGACACAGUCGCCGGACGCUGUGGCCUGUGACUCCAGAGGAGGUGGACACACAGCUGACAUCUGAACUGUCAUCGGUACCGAGCACACUCAGUCUGAACUCAGAGUCCACGAGUUCACGGCACAACAGUGAGAGUGAAUCUCAUCCCAAUAUGUACAUCUUAGAUGAUGACAAGUGUGAUAUUUUUGACCAGUCUGAUGAGAGCUGUUACAUCUCGCACUCCAAACCAGUGAAAGACCGCAGUCCCUUCACCAUUCUUGCAUCCUCACGUUCUGUCCGAAUGCGCUUCCUGAACUCUCUGUCACUUCCCAGUAAGAAAAUGCGCUCUGUCAGUGACCCUAAAACCCCCUCAGAAUCCCGCUCGCAGACAGAGCUCAAGAGCAUGAGAAGAAACCGGACUGUUACUGAGCCGUCUGUGUACAGCCCUAAUCAGAGUGAAGUCUUCACCCCAGUGUUUAACGGCAGAGGGAUUCCAAAGAGCCCCACUGUGAGUCUGGAGACCUCAUUUGUCGGGACUCGAGGCGGCUCUGAGGAGCAGCUGAUGGACAGUCGGUUAGUGAGGAGUGGGGUCUCAAGUUUGGGCCUGAGUGGUCUUGCACAUGGAGCUCCGGAGCAGUCAAUGCGGGAGCGCGAACAGACCAGUCGAGAGCGUUUGGCGGGGGAUGGCAGCUCCUCUACGGGGGGUAAUGUGGGCGGAGGUGGUACUCAGUUUAAGAGCCGCAGUCAGAGCUUUAACACGGACACUACGACUAGCGGCAUCAGCUCCAUGAGCUCCAGCCCCUCCAGAGAAACUGUGGGAAACUCUGAACAUCCCGAACAUGAGCCAGACUCCUCAGAUUGUGUUAGCCUCAAUACUGUUGUCUCCGCCAAAACCGUCAAAACUCUCUCCGCCCUCACACCUCAAGCACAGACCAACCACAUGACCACUUCUAAGUCCUCCACUGUGUCUCUGGUACCACCCGGCUCCUCUCACACUCUCCCACGCCGUGCUCAGUCUCUCAAAUCCCCUUCAGUCACCACCAUCAAGAGUCUGGCCGACUGCAGUUUCAUGUACACCAGUCCUAGAGAUGCUUUGGGCUACGCUACACUGAGGAGGCUGCAGCAGCAGCGGAUACACCCCUCUCUGUCUCAUAGUGAAGCUCUGGCUUCUCCCGCCAAAGACGUCCUGUUCACAGACACCAUCACAAUGAAGACCGGCAGCCUGGACUCUAGACUCACACCUCGCAGUCUCUCUCCCCGGAUCCUCUCACGUUCCUCUCCUCUUGGACUGCCUAGGUUUUUGAAAGCUCUGAGCUUUGCUUCUCUGGAUAAAGAGGAACUUCUCAGCCCCAUCAACCAAAGCACUUUGCAUCGCUGCUCGUCUGUGCGCUCCAUGGUGUCCAGUGCCACUUUUGGAUGUAAUGAUGAUUACGUCGGCCUGGCUUUACCCAUGGACAUACGUGACAUGUUUCACAUCCGUGACUCGUCAUACUUUCAGCAGAGAAUCAGUCCGCCAUCCGAAGAGAGAAAACGCUUCCUCUUUGGUGAUGGUGAAGGAGGUGAACGCACAAUCCCCCUACUAAAGCAGCAGUUUAGCAUUUCUGAGCUCAUGGCGAGUCGAGGGGAAAACCAUAACCACAUGUUUGAUUCGGAGGAGACUGGACUACAGGAUCACUCUGAGGACAACUGCCUGUACUGUGUCGGAGCCAGUGUUCUGGGCUACUGCACUCAGCCCCAGCUCGACACUCACCCUCGCACAGAAUAUGUAGAGUUCCAAUCGUGGGGAGGUCAGACAGGACAUCGCCUGGAGGUGAUGCCUCAGUCCAAGUUUUCUGGGGUCUCCGGCUGCAGUGAUGCUGCUGUGUCUCAGGGUUCCAUCUGUGGCACUCCUACUCCCACCGACAUUGUAAUUGAUGGAAAGGCAAUAUCAGAAGACGGGCCUGCUUCAAGAGUCCUGCUUAGGAAAGAGGUGCUUCGCCUCAUAAUCAACCUCAGCUCCUCAGUGGGAACCAAAGGCCAUGAAACAGGACUACUGACGAUAAAGGAAAAGUUCCCUUAUGCUUUUGAUGACAUCUGCCUGUACUCUGAGGUCUCUCAUCUUUUGGCUCACUGUAUGUUUCGGCUGACCUCCAGACGCUUCAUACAAGAACUCUUCCAGGAUGUGCAAUUCAUGCCUAUGUACGAAGAAGCGGAGGCAAUCCUGACAAAGCAACCAAAACCUGUAGAAGAAGACGUGGACUCAGCUUUUGAAUCCUGA